Molecule: messenger RNA, 411 nt
Organism: Ipomoea triloba (trilobed morning glory)
Lineage: Eukaryota; Viridiplantae; Streptophyta; Magnoliopsida; Solanales; Convolvulaceae
Exons: 5
Coding region: 1-411 (136 amino acids)
Biological process (GO): regulation of transcription by RNA polymerase II
Cellular component (GO): nucleus; NuA4 histone acetyltransferase complex
Source: RefSeq, a predicted model, not a curated record
AUGGGGAGAAAAAGAGGCGCGAACUGGACGCGUAAGAGGAAAAGGAAAAUGAAAGUGGAGGAGAUAAAGGAAAAGGAAAAGGGAGAAGAGAAGGCGGAGUUGUCCGCAGAAGGCUCUCCGUCUAUCGAUGAGGAGGAAAUGCAGGUGGAAAUGGAGCUUCGGCUGUUAGAAGCUCUUGAAAUCUAUCCUCCCGCCAAAUUGAAAGGAAUUCAUCGCCAUUUUGUGCUUUAUGGGUUAACCCAACAUAUGCAAAGAAGUUUGAAAAAGCAAAUAACUCCUGAUGACGUUUUGAAGCUGUUGGAUCGCUUCUACAACUUGGAAAUGCUGGAGCCAGAUGAUGAUGAGCUAGACAUUCUGAAUAAGGAGGAAGAAUUUUCCCUACCACCAAGUUUUUUCCCCAAGAAUCGUUGA